Molecule: messenger RNA, 1658 nt
Organism: Boleophthalmus pectinirostris (great blue-spotted mudskipper)
Lineage: Eukaryota; Metazoa; Chordata; Actinopteri; Gobiiformes; Gobiidae
Product: zona pellucida-like domain-containing protein 1
Exons: 1
Coding region: 1-1158 (385 amino acids)
Cellular component (GO): cell surface
Source: RefSeq, a predicted model, not a curated record
AUGAAGCUCUUUCUUUUACUUUUGCUUUGGCCUGCCUUGGUGAGCAGUACUCCCACCUUAGCCGAAUGUGGAGCUGAAGCCAGGAGACCAAAGCUGGAUGACAUUGCAGUGGAGUGUGGAACUACAUCCAUAAAUCUGGCCAUUCAGAUAUGUCCAGUUGUUUACACCGGUUACAAUGAGUCUCAGCUGGUCAUGAACAACAUACUGAGCUCAGCCUGCGGGGCCACUCUGGACAUCAGUGUCUUCCCUCCUGUGGCCCGCUUCAGCUUCCCCCUCAACUCCACCAAUGCCUGUGGAAGUAACUUCAGGUACACCAGCUCCCCCGGGACUGGGGUCUUUGCUGAUUUCUCCAACAUCCAGAAUGUCAACAUCAGUGGCAUCAUCCGAGGAGCAGACCCUACCAAAGGCACCAUCACGUACAACGCAGAGCUGAAAUACUACUACUCUUGUGCCUAUCCCUUAGAGUACCUCGUCAACAACACUCAAAUUGAUGUGUCAGGGUCCUCUGUUUCAAUCAAUGACAAAAAUGGCACCUUCUUGAGCACCUUGAAAUUGAAGCUAUUCAGUGACUCUGCUUAUACCACUCCCUUCCUGAUCCCCCAAACAGGCAUUGAGUUGCGGAAAAUAAUCUAUGCUGAAGUUAGUGCUAUAAAUUUGACCACCCAGUACCAUGUUCUACUUGACCGGUGUUAUGCCUCCAUUUCAGCACUACCAGCAAACUCCAGCUUUUUCAACUUGUUUGUGCCCUGCUCCAAAGACAAAUCCACCACAAUAGUUUCUAAUGGUGUGAGUCAGUCUGCUAAAUUCUACUUCCCAGCGUUCCGUUUCAUUGAGCAACAAAAUGAGAACGUGUCCACCUACUAUCUCCAUUGCAUCACCCGGUUGUGUGAGAAGAACACCUGUGACACCUUCAAGCAAUGCGCCACAUCCAGGAGAAGAAGAGAGAUCAAUGAGUUAGACCCUGACAGCGUCUACACCCUCACCUCUCCAGAGAUCAUCACCAAGCCCUCCUUACCUGUCCAAAGCGCACAAACCUCAGCUACCAACAACAAUCAAAACUCAUCUGUGGGUCUCGGCGUGGCGGUUGGGGUUUUGGCGUGCAUCUGUGUCAUCGGUCUUAUUGUAGGUGCUGUGUUUUACAAAAAGCUUAGAAACUGACGAGGCUUCUUAUAUUCGGGACAUUUCCUAGAGAAUUCCAACUCCCUUUUCAAGUUUUUGGUGAUGGAUUGACCCCAAGAUGCUUAUGAAUGUUCUACUAUAUUUUAAAAUGUAGCAUAUAUGUGUAAAGCUUGCAAUAGGGUAUGCACCAUUUUAUGAUUAGGUAAAUGUUGUAGUCUUGAAAAUUCAUUCAAUGGACAAAGAAAGCUAUAAGUGUUAUUGCAUGUAUGCACUUUAUACGCUUUUAGGGACAGGAGACAGCAAGAAAAUGGCAAUAAUUUUGGAAAGCUUGUAUAAGCUUGGAAGUGUUGUGAAAGUGAAGUUAAAGUACUUUUUAAAGUAUUAUGUGUAACUUAUUGAAGUGACCUUGAGAUAUGAAAAGAAUAUGUAUUCAAAAUGUGUUGCUUUAAGAAAUUACAAAUCUAUCCAUAAAGCACCUUGAGUUAAUCAGUAAAGUUAUAUUAGAAACUUCCUUGGAACUUAGCAAAGUUAUCUCAAAA